UUCCAGGGUCGUACUGUUUACCUGGCCAGCAGAACAUCUUUUUACUUCAAGACGUUUGAUGCUCCCAAUCUCUGAAUUCUGGUGUUGAUGUUGAAUAUGCCUUAUUAGCAUAUUAAAAUGGCUGUACCCAAAGACGCCAUCCCUUCCCUGUUGGAAUGCCAGUGCCAGAUCUGUGUGGAAAUCCUAAUUGAGCCUGUGACACUCCCUUGUAACCACACGCUCUGUAAACCAUGCUUCCAAUCGACUGUCGAAAAGGCAAAUUUGUGCUGUCCCUUCUGUCGCCGCCGGGUCUCUUCGUGGACUCGGUACCAUACCCGAACAAAUUCUCUUGUCAAUACGGAACUGUGGGAGAUAAUUCAAAAACACUAUCCAGAGGAAUGCAAGCUUAGAGCCUCUGGGCAAGAAUCAGAGGAAAUUGUUGAUGACUAUCAGCCAGUUCGCCUAUUAAGUAAACCUGGGGAAUUAAGAAGAGAAUAUGAAGAGGAGAUAAGCAAGGUGGAGGCAGAGCGACGAGCCAAUGAGGAAGAAGAAAACAAAGCCAGUGAAGAAUACAUACAGAGAUUACUGGCAGAGGAGGAAGAAGAGGAAAAGAGACAGGCAGAAAAAAGGCAAAGAGAGAUGGAAGAACAACUGAAAAGUGAUGAAGAGCUGGCAAGAAAGCUAAGCCUUAAUAUUAACAAUUUCUGUGAGGGAAGUAUCUUGGCUUCACCCUUGAAUUCCGAAAAAUCUGAUCCAGUCACAACCAAGUCACAGAAGAAAAGUAAGAACAAACAAACAAACACUGGCGAUAUUCAGAAGUAUUUGUCACCUAAAUCUCAACUUGGGUCAGCAUCACAGUCUGAAGUUGUACAAGAAGACAGGAAAGACUCUAUGUCUAAGGAAACUGACAGCAGUGAUGUGAAGAGCCCUACAUGGCAAGACACAGAAAUUGAGGAAGAUAUGCCAACACUUUCUCCUCAGAUAUGCCUUGAAGUUCAAGAACAAGGUGCACAAUCUUCAGUGGAGUCACCUAUGCCUCAGUUAUGUGCCAGUGGUAGAGAAUGGUGCCUUGAAGGAAAAGUCAAAACAAGACCAAGCAAUCAUGAAAAAGAGUUAUGUGUCAUAAAUCAUGAGGGACCUGAAGCCAGAGUUCCCUACUCUGGAGAAGCUGCAGUUAAGCCUUGUGGCAAAACAGAGAGUCGGUGCACUGUAUCAGAUAUGACACAGAUAAUUAGAAAUAACACAGUUGAGACAGAAAAUGAAGAGUCUCACCUACUGAUCUCCAAAAGAAAAAACCAGGAAUCUUUGUCUGAAGCAGUCAGGGAUCCAUGCUUUUCUGCAAAAAGAAGAAAAAUGUUCCCCAAAGCUUCCUCAGACCAAGAAGAAACAGAAAUCGACUUUACCCAAAAACUGAUAGAUUUGGAAUGUCUACUUUUUGAGAGACGUAAACAAGAAGAAGAGGACAGGUUAUUAGCAUUACAGCUUCAGAAAGAGGUGGAUCAAGAACAAAUGAGGCCAAACCGGCAAAAAGGAUCCCCAGAUGGAUAUCAGUUACGUGCUACGUCCUCACCUCCAGACAAAUUACUAAAUGGACAAAGGAAGAAUUCCAAAGAUAGAAACCUCAAAAGACAAACUGAUCUAGAGCAUCCAAAACCUAGGAGAGGCUCAAAAAAUGAAAAUUGGCAACCUUCUUUUAAGAUCCAGUUGAAACGUUCAGUUAAUGGAAGAAAGAUAACAAACUCUACUAGAGAUAAUUGUAAUGUACCUAAAACUCCUCAUUCCCUACAGCCUAGUAAGUCACAGAAAAGUAUUUUUCAGAUGUUUCAGAGAUACACAAAGUAGUGCUUGGGUAAGGGGAGUGUUGUAUAAUCUAGUGAAGCUCUCUAUCAUAGAUUCUUUAUACAUUUUUCAUUAAUUCUGCUCCGUGGGCAUACUCACUGUCCUUAAUUAAAGGACGGCGUGAUAUCAGGGGAGGAAUAUACAAAUGUGUUUCUGCCAAACUCGGUUGUAAGCAAGAGUCCCACUCCUUUCCUUUUUUAAUAACUGAUGUACUAAGUUUAAGUUGACAGUCCUUAUGGAUAUAAAAAUGCCUUGGCCAACUCCCAGGAAAUCUUCAUUUCCAUGCAUUUCCCCCCAUAUGCAUGUUUUGUGGCCUUCACGCACCUUUUUGUACUGACUAGUAAUCAAAGCAACAUUAUAAUAUACCAAGUAGCUAAGGAAUCCAGGUAAGGUUUAGAAUCUAAGUUUUCUUGCAACUUUCCCAUAUAUUUGCAGAGCACUUGAAGUACAUCUUCCAUAACACUAAAGUAAUCUAAUUUCCAUGUCCACUUCAAUUACUUUAAGUAUUACAGCAUUUUUUUUUUUUACUUAAAAUGGGUUAGGAUCAACGUGAAAGCAGAAAAAUCAGAGUUUUCUGGAAAAUUAGGACCUAGUUGACAGAAAGGAAACUAGACUCUUGAUGCGAAAGUAGCUAAGCUUGGGAUGAGGCUGAGUGGGGUAGAUUGACAAUUUGGAGGCCUUGAAACUGAGUGGAUGAUCAGACAACUGGGUCCAGGCUGGAGUAGCAGGUGUAGUUUGGCAAAGUAUUCUUCCUCGUGCUUUCUUUGCUAGAUGGCACAGAAAACAUCUGGGUUUUAACAGCUUUUCAUACCAUACUGUCUAAUCUGCUAUUCCAAAAAAAAGGGGGAAUUUACUGUAGAAGAGUUAUGUCGCAGUAUCCUAUGUUGUAGAACCUGACUAACCAUGUGUUUAUUUCCUUAUGUUAACCUUUGUAUUGAUACUGACUUUUAUUUGUGUUUAUGGACAAAAAUAGAAAGUAUGAUAUUUGGGUUUUGCCCUGUCUUACCCCCGAAAGUUAAAUCAGAAGGCUGCGAUUUCAUUUUGUGAAAUUUAACUUAGAGACUAUUAAUCUUUUGUUUCAUUAAUAUGAACAACUUUGAGCAAACAACCGUUUUAACAGCGUUGCUGCUGAUAUCUAGUUAGCCAUCCUUUUAAGGUAAUAAUGCAAUAAAAUGUCCUAGAGCUAAUAAUUCUAGCUUAAAUUUGUCAAUGUUUUUAUACAUAAUUAAGAUUUUUUUCCUCCAAAUUUUGUAACUGAAAUUCUGUAAUCUUUGCAUACUUGAUGGCGUGUACUUCAAUAUUGAUUGGGUAAUUAUGGGUAGAAUUCUGAUGCUAAUUUAAAAUUUAGUUUGCCCUUUCUCAAAAAUGAUUGUCCCCUGAGUAAUGACUGUGCUGAAAUGAAGUGUAGUUAGAAACUAACCAAAUUUGUCUAAAAUAGACUAAAAUAUAUAUAUCUUUUCAUCAAACCAAUAUUUUUUAAGACCAGUUUUGCUUUACAUUUUAGUGACUCUUCAAAUUAAAAGUUAUAUAAUUAAAUCUUCCUGGAAUAGUCCAUGACCAAAAAGGGGGGAAAAUAGUGUAAUGUAUUUAGGAUUUACAUAUAUAACCACUUAUUUGUCUGUGAAGAAGUCUUCCUGACUAAAGUUGGUUUUAAGAUAAAUUUUAAUUUCUCAAUUAGUCUUCCUGAUACUACCAUGUAUGCAUAUUUGU
Messenger RNA from Eubalaena glacialis (North Atlantic right whale), 3528 nucleotides. RefSeq names its product ring finger protein 168 (gene RNF168). The coding region runs from base 118 to 1821 and encodes 567 amino acids. Gene Ontology annotation, cellular component: nucleus; site of double-strand break. NCBI's taxonomy places the organism in Eukaryota, Metazoa, Chordata, Mammalia, Artiodactyla, Balaenidae. The record is from RefSeq and is a predicted model, not a curated record. The transcript is spliced from 7 exons. Gene Ontology annotation, biological process: protein ubiquitination; double-strand break repair. Gene Ontology annotation, molecular function: metal ion binding; nucleosome binding; ubiquitin-protein transferase activity.